AUGAGGAAUUGUAUUUAUGCAUUUCUUACGUGCUACCCACCAUAUCUCUUUCGUGCCGAAAGACUGGUCAUUACGAGUGGCGAAAGUCUCCCUUUUUAUGGCGUCUAUCAUCCUCCAUCACCUUGCACUUUUCCCAAGGCUGAUACAAGUCCCCAUCGGGUCACUAUUACUGGCGAUCUUCCACAUUACGGCUUUUACCAAGCAAAAUAUUGCUCGCAGGAUAUUCCCAUUGCUGAGAUUCUGAGCUCGGUGGUCAAAGGCUUAGUAAUGUUCAAGGAAAAUUCGAAUCUGAAAGGCAACCGCUAUAGCCUUGCAGAAGGCAGAUGUCUGAAGCAUAUCAAGUACCUAUCAAGUAAACGAGACAAGAACUCUGCAAUAAAUCUCUCCGAAACACUGGGAUUUUGGAAAUGCUCUCUAUCCUCAAUAUCAGAAUUAGCUUUUCGAGAUGAGAUUUCAGUGGGGGGAAAAUACAGUGGCUUUGCCCCGCAUUCCAGCUCAAGCAAAAUUAGGAUAACUACGGAUCAGCCAAUAAAGAUGAACGAAAUCCUUAAGUAUAAUAUUUUUUACAGGGGAUAUAAGCCCGUGAAAAACCAGGCACUUGGCUUUUAUCGUGGCGAUCUGCAUCUUUUCAAACAGAACAAAGAAAAAAAAACGUGGCAUCUGAAAACGAGUCUCUAUCCCAACGUGCGGAAUGGAGUGUUGAUUGCUAACUUUUUGGCCAAAAGUGGUCAUUAUGUGCUUGACUUUCUUGAUUUUGCCAUUGUUGUGACACAAACUGAUGAAAACACUAAAAGUACUGAUGGUGAUGGAGAAAUAAUUCUUUUGGAGAAAGAGGUCAAAAGGAGACGUGGGAACUUGUUUUGCUUUAUAUCGGGAAUCCACUUCGAGCGAGCUGACGGUAAUAUUGGAGAAUAA
Blumeria graminis f. sp. triticale is the source of this 915-nucleotide messenger RNA. NCBI's taxonomy places the organism in Eukaryota, Fungi, Ascomycota, Leotiomycetes, Helotiales, Erysiphaceae. The record is from the annotation of a GenBank genome assembly.